This is a messenger RNA of Hemiscyllium ocellatum (epaulette shark), 1283 nucleotides long. RefSeq names its product eukaryotic translation initiation factor 3, subunit M (gene eif3m). Gene Ontology annotation, molecular function: translation initiation factor activity. The transcript is spliced from 11 exons. The record is from RefSeq and is a predicted model, not a curated record. Gene Ontology annotation, biological process: cytoplasmic translational initiation. Gene Ontology annotation, cellular component: cytoplasm; eukaryotic translation initiation factor 3 complex. The coding region runs from base 51 to 1175 and encodes 374 amino acids. NCBI's taxonomy places the organism in Eukaryota, Metazoa, Chordata, Chondrichthyes, Orectolobiformes, Hemiscylliidae.
CCGGAAGUGGUCCCCCGUUGGCAGGCGGAGAGGCCGUUGGAGUGGGAGCCAUGAGUGUGCCGGCUUUUAUCGACAUUACCGAGGAGGACCAGGCCUCUGAGCUUCGAUCCUACCUGAAGUCAAAAGGAGCUGAAAUUUCUGAAGAAAACUCUGAAGGUGGACUACACGUUGAUUUGGCACACAUAAUCGAAGUUUGUGAUAUCUGCUUUAAAGAAGAUGACAAAGAUGUGGAGAGCGUAAUGAACAGCAUUGUGUCUCUUCUCCUUAUUCUGGAGACUGAAAAGCAGGAAGCACUGACUGAAAACUUAUGUGAGAAACUGCUGAAAGCGUGUGAUGGUGAGCGAUCAUCUCUCCGACUGCAGUUGCUACGUAAUCUUUUUCAUGGAAUGGAGGAGAAUGCUCCUGCGAGAUACAUUGUAUACUGUAGUCUCAUCAAGGUGGCAUCAUCCUGUAAUGCUAUUCAGUAUAUUCCUUCUGAUCUUGAUCAGGUUCGUAAAUGGAUAUCAGACUGGAACCUCAGUGUAGACAAGAAACAUCAUGUACUCCGAUUGCUUUAUGAAGCCCUGGUGGACUGCAAAAAAAGUGAUUCUGCAGCUAAAAUUAUGGUGGAAUUGCUUGGCAGCUAUACAGAAGAUAAUGCCUCACAGGCAAGAGUUGAUGCUCACAGGUGCAUUGUAAGAGCACUGAAGGAUCAAAACACAUUUCUUUUUGACCAUCUACUUGCUUUGAAACCUGUUCGAUUUCUGGAAGGAGAGCUUAUUCAUGAUCUUUUGACAAUUUUUGUCAGUGGAAAAUUAGCAGCAUAUGUCAAAUUCUACCAGAAUAACAAAGACUUCAUCGAUUCACUAGGACUUUCUCAUGAACAGAACACAGCAAAGAUGAGACUGCUAACUUUGAUGGGAAUGGCAGUGGACAACAAGGAGAUUUCUUUUGAUACUCUUCAACAGGAACUUCAGAUUGCUGAAGAUGAUGUUGAAGCAUUCAUUAUAGAUGCUGUUCGUACAAAGAUGGUAUACUGCAAAAUUGAUCAAACACAACGCAAAGUAGUUGUAAGUCACUCUACACACAGAACCUUUGGAAAACAACAGUGGCAGCAGUUGUAUGACAGUCUUAACUCCUGGAAACAGAACUUGAACCAGGUGCGGAAUAGCCUCCUCAGCAUUUCCACCACAUAAAGUCUAAAAUGAAGGGACUUGCCAAUCAAUUCAUUUUUAAGAUCAUUGUCAGAAUUAAGAUUUGUUUUAAAAACAAAACUGCUAUUUGAAUAAAGAUCUAUGGAAUAA